AAUAGGGCCAAACUUUCUUUUUUUUUUAUCAGGUCAAUAAACCGUAACUCGCUCCGUAGUGCCUCACCGCGGCCGCUCUCGGACGUUACGUGACGUCGUUUCCUCUCUCCAACAUGGCGCAGGAGGCAGGUCGUUAACGGCAAUCCGAGGGAUUUACCCCAACCUUCUGUAUUUAUUCAUGUGUGUCUGUUAAGGGGCUCCCGUGGCUGACAUUUGCGGCGGAAUACAUCUCCCUUCGAGGCGGCUGCAGGCCUCCACCUUCACCGUCUCUCCCUCCCCGGCUCCCUGGGACCAGGCACACCUCGCUCCAGAUUCCGGUGCGACAUGUAUGAGGGCAAAAAGACGAAAAACAUGUUCCUCACACGAGCUUUGGAAAAGAUCCUGGCCGACAAGGAGGUGAAGAAGGCGCAUCACUCACAGCUGCGUAAAGCCUGCGAGGUGGCACUGGAGGAAAUUAAGGCGGAAUCAGAGAAAUUAAGCCCACCAAGUGGAGACGGCAAAUCUGGCUCCAGCACGCUACCGCCCAUCAAAUCCAAGACAAACUUCAUCGAGGCCGACAAGUACUUCUUGCCGUUUGAGCUAGCAUGUCAAUCCAAAUGUCCUCGCAUCGUCAUCACCUCACUCGACUGUUUACAGAAGCUGAUAGCCUACGGUCACCUGACGGGCAGCGCUCCGGACAGCACAGCACCAGGAAAGAAGCUCAUCGACAGGAUCAUCGAGACCAUCUGCGCGUGUUUUCAGGGACCGCAGACCGACGAGGGCGUGCAACUACAGAUCAUUAAGGCUCUGCUGACAGCAGUCACCUCCCAGCACAUAGAAAUCCACGAAGGCACCGUGCUGCAAGCCGUCCGCACCUGUUACAACAUCUACCUGGCGAGCAAGAACCUCAUCAACCAGACCACGGCGAAGGCCACGCUCACGCAGAUGCUCAACGUCAUCUUCGCACGCAUGGAGAACCAAGCACUUACAAAUCACAAGCUAUCUUGGUCUCUGGCCUCCAGAAAGCGUGACCGCCAGCUGCAGGAAGUCAAACAGCUGGAGAGAGAGCGGCACCGACAGCAAUCCCCUGUAGCCCAGCACACCGAGCCAGAAUCCCCGCAGCUCCAGACUCACGUUCACCCACCCGGCAAGGCCCCCGCCCAAGAGGCCAACGGACCCGUCAGCCCAGCGACCCCCAGCAUCGCCACGCCCUCCACGCCGUCCACCCCUUCCACGCCGGCCCCGGAGUCCAGCAGCAGCAGGUCUGCGUCCGGGGAGCGGGAGGAGCCGGGGGAGCCGGGGGAGCGGGGGGAGCGGCCUGCCCCCGACGAGAACCCAGAUCCUGAGAACGGUUCUGAGUUUUGUGUGGCUGAGAACGAGCAGACUGAGGCAGACCAAGCCACCGCAGCAGUACAAAAUGCAGCAUCUAAACAACAUGAAGGAGCAGGUGAAGAAGAGGACGAGGAAGCGCCUAACUAUGAGGAGAAAGCCCAGGAAAUUGUCCAGAGUAUUCUGCAGGAAGUGGUCAACACUGUGGCUGGAGUGUCUGCAGGCCACUGCCUGGACCCGGCGAACCUCUGCUCCGAUACCAAGGAGUCAGCCGCCGAGCCAGAGGAGUCCCCGCCGGCCGAGGCAGCUACUGAAGGCACCCAGAGCUCGAUGGAGGACGAGGGAACAGUGGGGAGCGACAGCGAGCACGUCCAUGCAAACGGCAUUCCCGGCACGCCUAUUUCUGCUAGCUUUACGCCCUCGUUGCCUGACGACAGAUUAUCCGUCUCCUCCACCGACACUCAGGAAUCGGGAGCAGCAGCUGGCCAGCCGCCAGGUGCCAAGUUCUCCCACAUCCUCCAGAAGGACGCUUUUCUGGUCUUUCGCUCUCUCUGCAAACUGUCGAUGAAACCACUAUCAGACGGACCGCCUGAUCCAAAGUCCCACGAGCUGCGAUCGAAGGUGUUGUCUCUGCAGCUGCUGCUGUCCAUCCUGCAGAAUGCCGGGCCCAUCUUCAAGACCAACGAGAUGUUCAUAAACGCCAUCAAGCAGUAUUUGUGCGUGGCGCUGUCCAAGAACGGCGUCUCCUCUGUGCCUGAAGUCUUUGAGCUCUCGCUCUCCAUCUUCCUUACCCUGCUCUCCCACUUCAAGACCCACCUCAAGAUGCAAAUCGAGGUGUUCUUCAAAGAGAUUUUCCUGUACAUACUUGAGACGUCCACAAGCUCUUAUGACCACAAGUGGAUGGUCAUCCAAACACUCACCAGAAUAUGUGCAGAUGCCCAAAGUGUGGUGGACAUCUAUGUGAACUACGACUGUGACUUGAAUGCUGCUAAUAUAUUUGAGCGCUUGGUCAAUGACCUCUCAAAAAUAGCCCAGGGCCGCGCAGGCCACGAACUCGGCACAACGCCCCAACAGGAGCUGACUCUGAGAAAGAAAGGCCUUGAAUGUCUAGUGUCCAUCCUAAAAUGUAUGGUGGAAUGGAGCAAAGACCAGUACGUCAACCCCAAUUCCCAGACCAGCCUAGGCCAGGAGAAACCUUCAGAGCAGGACAGCUCGGAGACCAAGGCCACAGAGAGCAUAAACCGCUACGGCAGCAUCAACUCCCUGGACUCCACGGCCUCGUCUGGCAUCGGUAGCUACAGCACACAGAUGUCCGGCACCGACAACCCAGAGCAGUUUGAGGUUCUCAAGCAGCAGAAGGAGAUCAUCGAACAGGGGAUUGACCUGUUCAACAAGAAACCAAAGAGAGGAAUCCAGUACCUUCAAGAGCAAGGCAUGCUGGGUACAACCCCAGAGGACCUUGCACAGUUCUUACACCAAGAGGAGAGGCUUGACUCGACUCAGGUGGGUGAAUUCCUCGGCGAUAACGACCGUUUCAAUAAAGAGGUCAUGUACGCCUACGUGGAUCAAAUGGACUUCCAGGGCAAAGACUUUGUUUCCGCUCUAAGGAUGUUCCUGGAGGGCUUCCGGCUCCCCGGCGAGGCCCAGAAAAUCGACCGGCUCAUGGAGAAAUUUGCAGCAAGAUACCUGGAAUGCAAUCAGGGACAAACUCUCUUUGCCAGUGCAGACACAGCAUAUGUUCUCGCCUACUCGAUCAUCAUGUUGACAACAGACCUCCACAGCCCGCAGGUGAAGAAUAAAAUGACAAAAGAGCAGUACAUCAAGAUGAACCGCGGCAUCAAUGACAGCAAGGACCUGCCUGAGGAGUAUCUCUCAGCCAUAUACGAUGAGAUCGCAGGGAAGAAGAUCGCCAUGAAGGAAACGAAAGAGCUCACCAUGAAGUCCAGCAAGCAAAGCGUGGCCAGCGAGAAGCAGAGGCGUCUGCUCUACAACGUGGAAAUGGAGCAGAUGGCCAAGACGGCCAAAGCUCUGAUGGAGGCCGUCAGCCACGUCCAGGCCCCGUUCACCAGCGCCACGCAUCUGGAGCACGUCCGGCCCAUGUUCAAGCUGGCGUGGACGCCCUUCCUGGCUGCCUUCAGCGUCGGCCUGCAGGACUGUGACGACACUGAAGUGGCCUCGCUGUGUCUCGAAGGAAUUCGCUGCGCCAUCAGGAUAGCGUGCAUCUUUUCCAUACAGCUGGAGAGGGACGCUUACGUUCAGGCUCUGGCCAGGUUCACCCUGCUGACGGCCAGCUCCGGCAUCGCAGAAAUGAAGCAGAAGAACAUCGACACCAUCAAGACCCUGAUCACCGUGGCACACACGGACGGCAACUACCUGGGCAACUCCUGGCAUGAGAUCAUGAAGUGCAUCAGUCAGCUGGAGCUGGCUCAGCUGAUUGGCACGGGGGUGAAGGCGCGCUACAUCUCAGGGACGGUGCGGGGGAAGGAGGGCUUCAUCACCAGCACCAAGGAGCAGAACAACGACGAGUACCUGGGUCUCGUCGGGGGAACAGUGGACCGUAAGCAGAUCGCCAGCAUUCAGGAGUCCAUUGGAGAGACGAGCUCCCAGAGCGUGGUAGUGGCUGUGGACAGGAUCUUCACAGGCUCCACCAGACUGGACGGUAACGCAAUAGUGGAUUUCGUGCGCUGGCUGUGUGCUGUGUCCAUGGAUGAGCUGGCCUCGCCCACACAUCCACGCAUGUUCAGCCUGCAAAAGAUCGUGGAGAUCUCCUACUACAACAUGGGCCGCAUCAGGCUGCAGUGGUCCAGGAUCUGGGAGGUGAUCGGAGACCACUUCAAUAAGGUUGGCUGCAAUCCCAACGAAGAUGUAGCGAUUUUUGCCGUCGAUUCUCUCAGGCAGCUGUCCAUGAAGUUCCUGGAGAAAGGGGAGCUGGCUAACUUCCGCUUCCAGAAGGACUUUCUGAGGCCGUUCGAGCACAUCAUGAAGAAGAACAGGUCUCCCACCAUCAGAGACAUGGUGGUGCGCUGCAUAGCUCAGAUGGUGAACUCCCAGGCUGCCAACAUCCGUUCAGGCUGGAAGAACAUCUUCUCGGUGUUCCACCUGGCGGCGUCCGACCAGGACGAGAGCAUCGUGGAGCUGGCCUUCCAGACCACCGGCCACAUCGUCACGAAUGUAUUCGAGAAGCACUUUGCAGCCACCAUCGACUCCUUCCAGGACGCCGUCAAGUGUCUCUCGGAGUUCGCCUGCAACGCCUCGUUCCCAGACACCAGCAUGGAAGCGAUCCGCCUCAUCCGCCACUGCGCCAAAUACGUCUCGGAGAGACCGCAGGCCUUCAAAGACUACACCAGUGACGACAUGAAUGUAGCCCCCGAGGACCGGGUGUGGGUGAGAGGCUGGUUCCCCAUCCUGUUUGAGCUCUCCUGCAUCAUCAACAGGUGCAAACUGGAUGUCAGGACCAGGGGCCUCACGGUGAUGUUCGAAGUGAUGAAGACCUAUGGGCAUACCUUCGAGAAACACUGGUGGCAGGACCUGUUCAGAAUCGUCUUCAGGAUCUUCGACAACAUGAAGCUACCGGAGCAGCAGACCGAGAAAGCAGAGUGGAUGACCACUACAUGCAACCAUGCACUUUACGCCAUCUGUGACGUUUUCACCCAAUACUUUGAGUCCCUCAACGGCCUCCUGUUGGAUGACAUCCUGGCUCAGCUCUACUGGUGUGUGCAGCAAGACAACGAGCAGCUGGCCCGUUCGGGCACCAACUGCCUAGAGAACGUGGUCAUCCUCAACGGGGAGAAGUUCUCCGCCGAGACCUGGGACAAGACGUGCAACUGCAUGCUGGACAUCUUCAAGACCACCAUCCCCCACGCGUUGUUGACGUGGCGACCGGCAGGAGCAGAAGGAGAGCACUUCGCAACACACAGCCUGACUGACAAACAGCUGGACUCCAUAUCCCAGAAGUCUGUGGACAUUCAGUCCCGCUCUGACGACCAGCACUCCAUCAGCAGCGGCGACAGGGCCACCGCCAUGGAGAGCCGCCGGCAGAGUCAGCACAGCUCGGCGUCGGGCGUCUUCGAGGACGGCUCGAGAAGCAGGACCUCAACGAAGAUCCAGGAGCAGCGCUUGUUCUCCGCCCUGCUCAUAAAGUGCGUCGUGCAGCUGGAGCUGAUCCAGACCAUCGAUAACAUCGUGUUUUUCCCCGCCACCAGUAAGAAGGAGGACGCGGAAAACUUUGCAGCUGCUCAGCGGGACGCCGGGUGUGCCGCGGACGUCCAAGUGGAGACGCAGGACCAGGGGAUGUUCCGCUAUCUGACCUCGGAGCAGCUCUUCAAGCUGCUGGACUGCCUGCUGGAGUCGCAUCGCUUCGCCAAGGCUUUCAACUCCAACAACGAGCAGAGAACGCUGCUGUGGAAAGCAGGUUUCAAAGGCAAGUCGAAGCCCAACCUGUUGAAGCAGGAGACCAGCAGCCUGGCGUGUGGGCUGCGCAUCCUGUUCCGCAUGUACACGGACGAGAGCCGACAGGACGCCUGGGAGGAGGUCCAGAGGCGGCUGCUCAACGUUUGCAGCGAGGCGGUGGCGUACUUCCUGGCUCUGACCUCGGAAAGCCACAGAGAGGCCUGGACCAACCUGCUGCUGCUCUUCCUCACCAAGGUGCUGAAGAUCAGCGACGAAAGGUUCAAGGCUCAUGCAUCCAGAUACUACCCCCUCCUGUGUGAGAUCAUGCAGUUUGACCUGAUCCCUGAACUGCGGGCCGUUCUCAGGAAGUUCUACCUGCGCAUCGGCCUCGUCUUUAACAUUGCACAGCUGCCUGAGCCCGAGCCGGACCCCGAGCCGAGGCGUGCGGAGCCAGAAACAGACAUGGAGGUGGGGGAGGAAGCCGGGGAGGAGGCCCAGUGAUGCUGCGCCCUCCUCCACCCCUCCGCCUACUACACAAACCAACCCACCGCAGAAAUGUGCGGUUGUGCUGCGCCUCCUCAGGGCCCCUCCUCAGGGCCCCCCCACCUCACCCGCUCUCCCUCUCUUCCUCCUGUUGUACGACAAACACUUUAACCUGAUUGGUUGGAGGGUGAAAGCCCCGCCCCAACACUCUUGACCCUCACAGACGGAGUCGUCUGCUUCAUCGUUAAAAAAACAAUAAUGUCUUGCACCGGGUGUAGCGACGCCUCCACUGGAUAAAACUACUGAUCAGCAACUGACAUGUACCCAUAUCUCUGAUCUACAUCUCAACACGUGUGCUUCUUACUGUGCGUUUAAAAAAAUAAAAAUAAAAAAUGAAGAAUGAAUGAUUUCAGCUACAUGCAAAAUACUCAGCAACUCUGAAAUUUCUCUCUCACACAUGGCUGACGAUCUCUCUGCACUGCGGACGGCUAACAUUAGCGUUGGUUAGUCUCUCGGAUGAAACUAGUUGUACAGAUCUGCCGCUGUGUAAAAUAAUCUUAUUAUAAUAAUAAUAAUAAUAACAACACUAGAUUUUGUUUAUUUUUCUCCUGGACUUUUUUUUUUUGUUGUUGUUGCACUUGAUCUUGUUUUUGUUCUGUUUUUUUUUUUUUUUUUUCGAAUGCACUGGAGAUUUUUCUUUUGUGAUAAUUUAUUUGACUGCACCACCUCCCCCUCCUGAUUGUCCAACACGGUAUGAUUUGUAAUUAAACAAGACUGUGGAAAGUGAAGGGUUAAAUUAUUUCCAUUUUUAUAUGUUCUUAAGUUUUUAACAAAAGACGUGACGAUAACUGGGCUUCUGGAGCCGGAAGACAAGGAAGCAAACUGAUGCUAGCUGCUUUAUGAAGUCUCUAUUCUAAUUUCUGUUUUCAUGUGAGUUUAGUUAUCGCUCUACUGUACAAAAAUCAGAAAACUUGAUAAUAUAUUUGGGUUGUUUUUUUGUUUUUUUGUUUUUUGGUUUGGGGAAGGAUAUAUGUAUAGAGAAAAUUACAAAUGUUAGCCGUGCUUUAAGUGUAAAUUGGAUGCAUUCCUGCUCAUGGAUGUAGAAAACUAAAUGUAUAUGAUACAGCAAUGUAAAGUUUUCUAUCUCGCAAAAGAUUAUGUACAACUUUCUGUACGAUACAUCAUCUGGCAUUCUAAUCAGGUUCUAGGUCAAUAAAGUUUUUGAACUUGGUUGAUUU
Molecule: messenger RNA, 7418 nt
Organism: Poecilia latipinna (sailfin molly)
Lineage: Eukaryota; Metazoa; Chordata; Actinopteri; Cyprinodontiformes; Poeciliidae
Gene: arfgef1
Product: ADP-ribosylation factor guanine nucleotide-exchange factor 1 (brefeldin A-inhibited)
Exons: 40
Coding region: 325-6198 (1957 amino acids)
Biological process (GO): regulation of ARF protein signal transduction
Molecular function (GO): guanyl-nucleotide exchange factor activity
Source: RefSeq, a predicted model, not a curated record